AUUCCGUGGAACUCCUCUGAGGACCGAGCAUGGGAGUCCGAUCGCGACUGGCCUUUUUGCUGCUGCUGCUGUUGCUGCUGCGCGGCUUGGGGCAGCCUACGUGGCCGGUGGCUUUGGCCCCGGCACUGCGCUGGCUUCUGGGGGACCCUGCCUGCUGUGCGCUGCUCGGCCUAGCUUGGCUGGCGCGGCCCUGGCUCAGCCCCUGGAUGCCCCACUGGCUGAGUCUGACGGCCGCGGCCCUCACGCUGGCCCUGCUGCCCGCGCGGCCACCCCCGGGGCUGCGCUGGCUGCCGGCAGACGUGGCUUUCAUCGUUGGGAUCCUCCGCGCGGGCCUGGAUGUCAGGGCGCGCUUGAGCCGAACGCCGCGCGACACCUUCGUGGAUGCCUUUGAGCGGCGCGCGCGGGCGCAGCCGGGCCGCACACCCUUGGUGUGGACAGGACCGGGGAGCCGCUCGGUCACCUACGGGGAGCUGGACGCCAGGGCCUGCCAGGCGGCGUGGGCCCUGAAGGCGGAGCUGGGCAGCUCAGGGGACCAGGGGACCAGGGAGCCCGCUGCCCUCCUGGUGCUGGCCUCCCAGGUCGUUCCCGCCCUGGGCCUGUGGCUGGGGCUGGCCAAGCUGGGGUGCCCGGUGGCGUGGAUCAAUCCACACAUCCGCGGGGCGCCCCUGGUGCACUCGGUGCUGAGCUCUGGGGCUCGGGUGCUGGUGGUGGACCCAGACCUCCGGGAAAACUUGGAGGAGGUCCUUCCCAGGCUGCAGGCAGAGAACAUUCGCUGCUUCUACCUCGGCCUCUCCUCCCCCACAGCAGGGGUGGGGGCUCUGGGGGCCGCCCUGCAGGUUGCACCCCCAGACCCUGUGCCUGCCGACCUGCGUGCUGGGAUCACACCGCGGAGCCCUGCCCUGUUCAUCUACACCUCAGGGACCACCGGGCUCCCGAAGCCAGCCAUUCUCACGCAUGAGCGGGUGCUACAGAUGUGCAGGAUGCUGUCCCUGAGUGGGGUCACAGCUGAUGAUGUGGUCUACACAGUCUUGCCUCUGUACCAUGUGAUGGGACUUGUCCUUGGAGUCCUCGGUUGCCUGGAGCUCGGAGCAACCUGUGUCCUGGCCCCUAAGUUCUCCGUCUCCUGCUUCUGGGAUGACUGUCGGCAGCAUAGUGUGACUGUGAUCCAGUAUGUGGGCGAGGUCCUGCGGUACCUGUGUAACGCUCCCCAGCAACAAGAGGACCAGACACAUACAGUCCGCUUGGCAAUAGGCAAUGGACUCCGGGCAGACGUGUGGCAGACCUUCCAGCAGCGCUUUGGCCCCAUUCGGAUCUUGGAAGUCUACGGCUCCACGGAAGGCAACAUUGGCUUUGUCAACUAUCCAGGGCGCUGUGGGGCCGUGGGCAAGACAAACUGCUUUCUUCGAAUGCUGUCCCCCUUCGAGCUUGUACAGUUUGACACAGAGGCUGCGGAGCCUGUAAGGGACAGACGAGGCUUUUGUGUGCCUGUGGGGCCAGGGGAGCCCGGGCUCCUGUUGGCUCAGGUACUAGGCCGCCACCCUUUCGUGGGCUACCGCGGUCCCCGAGAACUGUCGGAACGGAAAUUGGUGCGGGACGUGCGGCGCCACGGCGACGUUUACUACAACUCCGGGGACGUACUUUCCAUGGACCGUGAAGGCUUCCUCUACUUCCGCGACCGCCUCGGGGACACCUUCCGAUGGAAGGGUGAGAACGUGUCGACGCGGGAGGUGGAGGGCGUGUUGUCGCUGGUGGACUUCCUGCAGGAGGUGAACGUGUAUGGUGUAUCUGUGCCAGGGUGUGAGGGCAAGGUGGGAAUGGCUGCUGUGCAACUGUCACCCGGCCAGACCUUCGAUGGGCAGAGGCUGUACCAGCACGUCCGCACUUGGCUUCCUGCCUAUGCUGUCCCCCAUUUCAUACGUAUCCAGGACACCCUGGAGAUCACAAGCACGUUCAAACUGGUGAAGUCCCAGUUGGUGCGUGAGGGCUUCAACAUGGGCGUCAUUGCUGACGCCCUGUUCGUGCUGGACAACCAAGCCCAGGCCUUCCGGCCCCUGACGCCUGACACAUACCAGGCUGUGUGUGACGGUACCUGGAAAUUCUGACCAUCUGGCCAGUCAACAGGACAUCUGAAGGGGCAGGAUCCAAUGCUGGCCACUGUAAAAAAAUAAGUAAUAAAUUGAGCCACUUUAAAAUGCACCAGGAGCUGCCAUCCCAGAGGAACUGCCUUGUACGUCUUAUGCCUCAUACCUUUGGAUGUUAAAACACAGGCAAAAGAACCUUUCGAUUGGGAGUAAAGCAAGCCUGUGUCCCAAAAAACUGUUUGCAAAGAUAAGAAGAUAUGAUUACUGGACUGAUGACUAUCAGACUGAAUAUUAAAAACAUUUUUUAGAAUUAACAUCAUUGUUAUCUGUACCAAUAGCAAUGCCUUCCUUUAUUAAUCUAAUUGUUCUCCGUCCCUUCCCAUAAAUACCUCGGCUCUGUCUCCUACUUGGAACUCUAUUUAAGCUUCUUCCUGAAUGGCUAUUUUCUUUUAAAUGUCAAAUAAAUGUUUAUUUCCUCUCUU
Molecule: messenger RNA, 2563 nt
Organism: Hipposideros armiger (great roundleaf bat)
Lineage: Eukaryota; Metazoa; Chordata; Mammalia; Chiroptera; Hipposideridae
Gene: SLC27A5
Product: solute carrier family 27 member 5
Exons: 10
Coding region: 30-2102 (690 amino acids)
Biological process (GO): long-chain fatty acid import into cell; long-chain fatty acid metabolic process; bile acid metabolic process
Cellular component (GO): endoplasmic reticulum membrane; plasma membrane
Molecular function (GO): long-chain fatty acid-CoA ligase activity; long-chain fatty acid transmembrane transporter activity
Source: RefSeq, a predicted model, not a curated record